Pseudocercospora fijiensis CIRAD86 is the source of this 573-nucleotide messenger RNA. RefSeq lists its product as uncharacterized. Lineage: Eukaryota; Fungi; Ascomycota; Dothideomycetes; Mycosphaerellales; Mycosphaerellaceae. The transcript has 10 exons. Bases 1 to 573 code for a protein of 190 amino acids. The record is from RefSeq and is a predicted model, not a curated record.
AUGAGUAUGGGAGGAAUAGAGAGAAGUGGUGGUGACAUUGGUUGGACGUGGUCGGGCCAAGUCGAACAAGGUCGCUCGCGAAAUAAUUGCGGCUUGAAGCUUGCCUGCCAACCUGCCCCGCAGUCGUCUCAUCUCCUGCCACACAACCUGCAUUCCAUCUACCCCGCUCUGCAUCUCCGAGGGCCAGCUUUCAGCACAUCACUCUGUGCGCCAUGGCAAUGGCGCAUGUCCUCCAGAUCUUUUUUGUCAUCUUUCGCACAUAUGGAGAUCAACGUGUCUAUAUGCCAACGUCGGUGGAUCGUACAACUUGGCGACUACCUAUUUGCGAGCCAGACGGUGGAGCUCCGAACGUGGUUCAGCUCCUUCCCCACGGUACGAGAUGACAAGAGCUUUGGAAUGAUGGCCUACUGGGACAAUCCAUUCCACAACUACAACUACUCCUACGUCAAUGUCGCCGUUGAUCACAUGGAAAAGUCAUGUAAAUGUUACGCCAGUCAACGCUCUCAGAGCCUAGGAAAUGGUAUGAUAAUGCAGUCCACAAUCCAUUGCGUCCGAGCGCCUGACCCACCGUAG